Molecule: messenger RNA, 3590 nt
Organism: Cololabis saira (Pacific saury)
Lineage: Eukaryota; Metazoa; Chordata; Actinopteri; Beloniformes; Belonidae
Gene: elf2a
Product: E74-like factor 2a (ets domain transcription factor)
Exons: 9
Coding region: 324-1994 (556 amino acids)
Biological process (GO): regulation of transcription by RNA polymerase II; cell differentiation
Cellular component (GO): nucleus
Molecular function (GO): DNA-binding transcription factor activity, RNA polymerase II-specific; sequence-specific DNA binding
Source: RefSeq, a predicted model, not a curated record
CAUGCGCCGGAUGGUUCGUAACGAAGGCGGCACACCGGAAAGCUACAACCAGAGCAACAACCGAGCGCUUAUCGAGCAACAACUGGGACCCUGUAAAUAUUUGCACAGUAACCUUUGGUGCAGGACUUCGCUACGUGUCUUUGACCCCACUCCCGCGGCGCGGCGCCCCCGACAAACCCGCUUUUCCCGCUGAAGCGGUGAAUUUGGCCUCGCCGCCGCGGCUAGCAGCAGCUAGCUCCAGCUAGCCCCAGCUAGCAGCAGCGGCCCAGCAGGACUGAGCUGCGGAGCAACAGCACCAACACAACCACAACAAGGAAUGAGUGAUGACCUCUGUGGUAGUGUCAGACGGAGGAGGGAACAUCGUGGAGUAUGUCACCGUGGUGGAGGAGUCCCAGCAGCCCGCUGAGGAAGACGAGCAGGAAGAAGUGGUCCAGCAGGAGGUAGAAGCUGUCAUCAUGGAGGAGGUGGAGGAGGAGGUGGAAGAGGUGGAGGAGGAGGUGGAGGAGGUGGAGGAGGCGGAGGGCGUGGUCCUGCAGGAGGAGGGCUGUCCCGCUGUGAUCGUGGAGGAGGUUCCCAGCGCCCAGGUGGACGAGUGCUACUCAGCCCAGGUGCUGGUGUACGAUGACGGAACCUACCUGAUGCAGGACGUGGCGGAGGAGCAGGAGGUCGUCACAGAGGUGGCCGAGACAGUGGAAAUGUCGGGUCAAGACAUGGUGUGUUUUGACAAAACGUUUGAGGCGGCUGAAGCUCUGCUGCACAUGGAGUCUCCUGGAGGACUGCACAACGAGCGCAACGCAGCAGAAGACGUGAUGAUGGAGACGGUGGUGGAAGUGUCUACAGAGUGUGGACCCAUGGAGGAGGAAACCUUCCCCAUCCCGCCCGACUGUGAGCCCGCGGCAAAGAAGAAGAGAGGUGGGCGUAAACCCAAGACACACCCGCCUGCUUCCAACGGCUCCUUUGACCUGGGGAUCAAGAAGAGGCCGCGGGAGGGGAAAGGAAACACCACCUACCUGUGGGAGUUCCUCCUGGAGCUGCUGCAGGAUAAAAACACCUGCCCCAGAUACAUCAAGUGGAUGCAGAGAGAGAAGGGAAUCUUCAAGCUGGUGGACUCCAAGGCCGUGUCCCGGCUGUGGGGGAAGCACAAGAACAAGCCCGACAUGAACUACGAGACCAUGGGCCGAGCCCUGAGGUAUUACUACCAGCGAGGCAUCCUGGCCAAAGUGGAGGGCCAGCGUCUGGCCUACCAGUUCAAGGACAUGCCCAAGAACAUCCGGGUGAUCGAUGACGACGAGGGCAGCGAGGAGGUGGAGGACGGGGAGGGCCUGGUGCCGGGCCAGCACCUGGUCCACCAGCAGGUCCCGAGCAGCCUGGGAACCAGCUCCCCCACCAGCACCCAGCCCCAGCAGACCUACGUCACCGUCAUCCCCAGCAACGCCGGCUCCAGACCUAUCCGAGCCAUGCCCGUGAUGAUGACCAACUCCCUGGGCCAGGUGACGCUGAACUCCUCGUCCAUCCUCACCACCACCACGGGGGUCCCGGUCACGCUAGCCAACGCCUCCACCAGCGCUCCCCCCAAGCUGGUGAUCCAGGCGCUGCCCACCAUGCUGCCGGCCGGCUCCAAGGCGGGGGAGAAGAUCACCAUCAUCACCAUCCCGGCCAACCAGCUGGCCACGCUCAUGCAGACUAACCAAACGGGCCACCUGACGCAGCUCAUCCAGGCCAAGGCCUUGGCCACGCAGCUACCGCAGGCCCCCAAGUCGCCCGCCGCCACCCAGACAGUCCACCUGUCAGCAGGACGAUCCCCGCACCUCAUCCUGGCCAAGCCGGCGGCGGUGGCCCAGGCCAUCCCGCAGCUCUCCGUUACAGUGUCUCCCAGCGUGUCCUCCCCGCCCCUGAAGCCCUGCGGCCAGCAGGAAACCCCGUCAGAGGAGGCGGUGCAGCCCCCGCUGCCCCCCAGCCCGGUGGAGCCCCCGGUGGAGCCGUCGUCCUCCUGAGAGCCCGGGGCUACGGGGGCUACCAGGGCUCGGGGAACAGGAAGUGACUGUAAUGGACACUGCUUAGGAAGUGCAAGGCCCAGCCCUGCCUCGCCAUUGGCUCAGACCGCCGGCGUGUCUCUGGUCUCCGGAGAGACGACCACGGAGCCGCUGAGGCCCCAGGGGGCCGCGGGGGCCGCGCAGCGCACACGCAGAUCCCCGGGAGCGGCCUUAGAGUGUACAUGGACGUGUUUUUGUAAUCCAACAUGAUAUAAAAAGCCUCACGAGACUUUGUUGUAAUCAGAAGUGUAAAAAGCAUUUUUUGAUACUCAGCGGAUGUGUACCAGUAAAGAUGUAGUUUGAAUCUCUUUGGUUCAAUGUUCAAUGCUUCGUCUGCAGCGCUCUCACUCCCUUAGACCGUAGACGAGACGUAGCCGCCGCCGUUCCCCACGGGGGCGACCGCAGGCCGACGAUUCGGUGGAUACAAUUUGGCCGUCCACUUUUUGUUGGUGAACAAGUCCACGUGAGUGCCGGAGAGGAUUAGGGCCAUGCAGGAGAAAAAUAUUUGAGUGGAAGAUUCUUUUUUGUUGUGCACUUCGAGAAAAAAGUCAAAAUGUCGAGAUUAAUGUUGAAGUACAAUUUCAAGAAUAAAGUCGAAAUUUCGUGAAUAAAGUCAAAAUUUGGCCUUUUUUCUCAACAUUUCAACAUAAUUCUCGACAUUUCCACUUUUUUCUCAAAGUGCUUAAUGAAAAAAAAAAAUCAUCCUCUUCUAAAAUAUUUUUAUUUAUCUGCCUGGCCCUAAUAUUCUUUCAUAACGUGAGUAACUGGCGGGUCUGAUCAGCUGAAAACACUAUGCAAGGCCAGCAGUGGUGGCACCAUGAUGCUGCAACACCACACUAAUGCAGGGCCUGGUCGAGCAGCUGGAGCUGCGACUCGUUAGAAUUUCAGAAUUUAUUAAAGGAUAGCCCCUUGAGAUGUAACAUCUCAUUUUCAAGGGGGUCCCAAAAGUUAGGGAGGUUUGCCCUCCUCUUGAACCAAAGGCCCAGCUGGCUCACCAGGACCGCAGCUUUCUGGUACUUGCACACUGGCUUCACUUGUCUACGAGAGAGUAUCAGGGCCAUGCAGGAGAAAAUAUUUGAGAGGGGAAGAUUGUUUUUAUUGUGCACUUGGAGAAAAAAGUCAAAAUGUCAAGAUUAAUGUUGAAAUACAAUUUCAAGAAUAAAGUUGAAAUUUUGACUUUUUUCCUCAAAAUUGUACUUAAACAUUAAUCUCGACAUUUUGACUUUUCUCGAAAUGCAUAAUGAAAAAAAAAUCUUCCUCUAAAACAUUAUUUUUCUCCUCCUGGCCCUGAUACUCUUCCGUACUUGUCAGAGGAAAAGGCUACGUCCGUCAGUCGCAGUCUACGGUUUUUACCCCCCCAGCACUGUCAUAUUCGCCAACAUUUGUCCUUUUUUAAUGUUCAUUAAAAGGGAGUAAAAGGAUGUGUACAUCCAGGUGAAUGAGCUGAAGUUGUGUGCCCCGCAUUCGAAGAAUAGUAUACUAUUUUUCUUGUACUAUCAUUGUAUUGAAGUAGAUUUUACUGAAAUAUGUAUUAUAUAAAAAACAGACAAUUGUGAA